Messenger RNA from Trichophyton rubrum CBS 118892, 963 nucleotides. RefSeq lists its product as uncharacterized. Bases 1 to 963 code for a protein of 320 amino acids. The record is from RefSeq and is a predicted model, not a curated record. Lineage: Eukaryota; Fungi; Ascomycota; Eurotiomycetes; Onygenales; Arthrodermataceae. The transcript has a single exon.
AUGUCUACAUCCAACAAUGCCGUUUUUGUCUGUGGUGCCACCGGUAGCCAAGGAGGUGCCCUAGCGUUAAAACUUCGAAAGGACCUAAAUUGGUCCGUUCAUUCGACCGUCCGGAAUCUUACCUCACCUGCGGCAAUAUCUCUUCUUGAAGCCGGCGUGAAACUUACCCAAGGUGACUGGGAUAAUGAAGCAGCAUUAACUGCUGCCCUUCAAGGAUGCAAUAAAAUAUUUCUCUGCUUGUUACCGGAUUUCAAAGACUCGGACAGGGAACGACGUCAGGCAGAAGUCAUCGUCAAAGUGGCCAAGGCAGCAGGAGUGAAGCAAGUGAUUGUGUCGACUUCUCUAGGCGUCUUCACGCUGGAUGACCAUCAACUUGAAACUGAGGUCCGAGAACACCUUACGCUGGACUCUUUUAUGGCACGACAUAUCGCUAGCAAAAAAGGGGUUGAGGAUGCAGUUCGAAACGGGUGCUUCGAUUAUUGGACCAUCCUUCGGCCUUCCUUCUUUAUGGCUAAUUUCUUAGAGCCCAAGGUUGCAAGAUACCCUGAGCCGAGAGAACAUGGUACUUGGACUACAGCAAUGACACCAGAGGCUCGAUUAGCUUUAAUUGACCACGUUGACAUUGCAGCGUUUGCGGUUGAAGCCCUCCGUGAACCUCAGAAAUUUCAUGGACGUGCAUUCGGACUAGCGAGCGAUAUAUUGACAGUUCAAAAAACGCUGGAUGUACUGGGAAAAGCAGCAGCGAAGCCACUCAAAGCAAUCUUCAUGACGGAUGAAGAGAUCCGUGAGAAGCAAAAGACAUCAAAUGUGUUCACCAAUUCUCAGAUCUCGAUGAGAUAUAUGACUAAAUACAUUGACAUGGAUGAAAUUACGGCGGUCAUUCAACCAACUUCUUUUGAGGAAUUUUUAGACAGAGAAGAUAAAGCCGUACGCAAAACUUACAGCCCUAGAAAUAGUGCAUAG